CGGCUCGCGAGCUUAAAGGAGAGACUCGGGUUUGAGGAGAAACGGGUGGAUCCUUUAGAAUCCAGUAGGAUCCGGCAAAAUCCAGCUUUUACCCACACCCGUCGAAUGACCCCCACACAGAACACACAACGCAGCCGCCCUGAGCCAAUGUCAGACGGCCGCUGAAGAGGGAAAGGAGGCGGCGGCGGCGGCGAAGAGACAGCGAGCGAGCCAGCCUUGUACACCCAGCAUGUAAACAAUACAUGGAAGUUACCAAGUAAUGCUAAGCUAGCAAGCAGCAACAACCACCCAAGGUGCAAAGGAGGCGCCUGGCCUGAAGCAUCCCCAGUAACCCUUCCUUUCCCCUGCCCACAGAAGGGCCGAUUGCCCGGUUUCCUAGCGGGCGAGGGGAGCAGAAUCGGAUACAGUCAUACACCGAAGAGGAGGAGGAGGAGGAAGGAGGAGGCUGAAGGCAGCCGCCAGGGCAGAAGAGGAUGGAUUUCCAGCAGCUGGCUGACGUUGCGGAUAAAUGGUGCUCCAACACCCCUUUCGAGCUUAUCGCGACGGAGGAGACCGAGAGGAGGAUGGAUUUCUACGCCGACCCAGGCGUUUCCUUUUACGUCUUAUGUCCGGACAACGGCUGCGGAGACAAUUUUCAUGUCUGGAGUGAAAGUGAGGACUGCUUGCCUUUUCUGCAGUUGGCUCAGGACUACAUUUCUUCCUGUGGUAAAAAGACACUCCAUGAAAUUCUGGAAAAAGUCUUCAAAUCAUUUAGACCUCUAUUGGGGCUUCCAGAUGUAGACGACGAUGCAUUUGAAGAAUAUAAUGCAGAUGUGGAAGAAGAGGAGGCAGAAGCUGAUCACCAGCAGAUGGGUGUCAGUCAGCAGUAAUAUUCAGAGGAAUUAAAAUAUAUUUUAUCUUACCAGGAUGAGAUGAUUCCUCGGAAGACCCUUUUGGGGAGGGAAGAACCAUUAAAGGGAGCUAGUACCGCUCAUGAUGUUUCUCCCUUCAUGAUAAGUUAGAUUCCUCAGAAGUCCUUUAGAGAGCAAGGGAGAGAAUAGCAUAAUAAUAUCAACAUCUUGUAUCCCAUAUGUAAAUGACAAGGCCAUAAAGCAAUAUCUUUGUUUAGGUAGACUCUGGACAAAUAAGAACCCUUUUUUCAGAAGUAGGAUUUAUUUAGCAAUUACUCAGAAGCCAUUUACAAUAGUGCUGUGUCCCUUUGCCUUCAUUAACUGGUUCAUCCAAGAAAGAGAAGAUUCCAAGUAGAAGCACCACACCGGUCUUUGAACAAUGUUGGAUCAGAAGAUCCAGUUAAAUGCCUAGGAAACUCUCUGUCCAACUACAAUUCCUUGCUAGUUGUACAAGUCCAAAACCUACAAUGCAAGUUCAAAACUAGUUCUGUUUGAAUUUCUGUAUUAUGUAUUUCUGUGUGUAGCAGUUCUUACAGACCUAUUUCCCUGUGACUUCCAUUCUUCCCUUUCCAUAAUCCCUUCAACAGCAGAGCUAUAAGGGAGAAAGGGUGAGGAUACACACCUGUAAUUUCCAUUCUGGUGGGCUUAUUUGGCAAGACUGAUAUUUUAAUGUAGAAACCUUUUGUGAAGGAUGUAGAAUAGCUGUGAUUAGAUAUUUUGGUACUAAUUAUAAUUAGUUUUGUAUUCUUUCAAAAGAAUGCAUGCCAAGUAUUUCCAUGCCAAAAAUUUAUCCUACAAUUCUUCCCUAUCAGUUCUCAUUCUUAAUGGAAGAAAUGUUGCUUUUGAAAUUUCUUUCAAAGGACAAUUGAAUUUUGACAAAAGUCUCAUGGGUGGAGUGUGGUAUUCUUAGAUUUACUUCAUUGUAAGGUGGCCAAGGAGUAUGUGUGAAUGUCCUCUCUUUCAUUGUCCAAUCAUAUCUUCACUGGUCUGCAGCCUCCCUGUCUUUCCAUGCUUCAGUUAAAUUCUAAGGGAAGAAGACAUCAUGAGAGAACUCCAUGGACCUUUUUUCAGAUUGGAAAGUGUGGACAUCCAGAGUUACUUCAGGAUUAUGGAAAGAUGUAUGAGAGAAAAUAAGCAUCCUUCACCAUCAUCAACAAUAAAUUCAAUUAAAAGAAAUUCAAAAGAAAAUUUCAAGCACCCUGAGAAUAAAGUAGAAAAAAAGUAGACGCUUCUUUCUCAGGGGAAGAAAUCUAAGAAACUGCAAGACAAAUUCUGGAGUAGCAUUUUUCUUACUUAGAAAAUAGUUAUGGAAGUUAUGGAAAAUAGUCAUUAGCCUGCAACAGGUAGAGGGAAUCUGUUGGAUCCGAAAACAUCAUAUAGAAGGCAGCAGAAGGAACAGCAUAUACAAUUAUUGACUGGAGGGUUUUUUUCUUUCAAGCUUCCCUUUCUGUCAUGCUAGAUGAAAACAACGAUAUUGCUGCCUCUCAAAGACCUCAUUUUUCAGUUUUCAAAUUAGAUUUAACUUUUGGUUUGUUUUGAUUGACUUCACGUUUUUCUUUGUAAUGCAUAUAUUGAUCCAAGCACAAAGACCCCAAAAAAGAAAAACACCUCUGUCACAGGAGUGAAUGAACAACUCUCAACUAUUGACCAGGCUGGCGGGGGGCUGCUGGAACUGUUGUUCAACAAAUAAGUGCAUUCAAGUACAAAGUGAAUAUUUAUGCACAAGAAGGUGCUCUUUAUGUACAUGAAUUCUGUUUUAACAAGAUGACUUGUGAUACAAAGAGUAGUUACCUCAGUGUAACUUGAUACAUCCUUGAUUAACUACAAUCCAAGAUAUAUCACAUUCUCAAACUCUCUCACUUGUAAUUUCAAGGAGGGUGGGGGUGACAGGUUUUCAUCGCUUUGUUGGCAUCUUUAUUUGUGUUUUAGGAAUUGUAGUUCUACAACAUCUGGAGGGCUACAGAUUCCUUUUUUUAAAGCUUCCUUCAGCAUGUUUUUUUGUUUGUUUGUUUUUUUGGAGAUAGCAAACCUGUAAAAUAUAUUGUAGAAAGAAAGGAAGAUGUUGGUUAACCUGCUUAAAAGUAGUGUUCAUUCAAUGAAAUCCUAUCCAUGUUGCCUUUUCCUAAUGCCUGGGUAUAAAAUCCAAAAAUGUAGCUCAACAUCACUAUCUUGCCAUUAAAGAGCUUACCAAAUUUUUCA
Molecule: messenger RNA, 3089 nt
Organism: Python bivittatus (Burmese python)
Lineage: Eukaryota; Metazoa; Chordata; Lepidosauria; Squamata; Pythonidae
Gene: MTURN
Product: maturin, neural progenitor differentiation regulator homolog
Biological process (GO): positive regulation of megakaryocyte differentiation; regulation of signaling
Cellular component (GO): cytoplasm
Source: RefSeq, a predicted model, not a curated record